GGUGUUAAGCGGUCUGACAGCUUACCGCGUGACAAAGGUCAUUGGAUUUCUGGAAUGACGAUUGUAUGAAGUUUCAUCAUACUCAGUGACUGUCACCCACAUCAGGCGCCGCGAUGAGCGUGCGCUGCUUCCUGGGACCGGCGGCCACCAUCUUCAGCCCUUCGGGGGUAUGCGGACUGCUACGACCCCGCUCUUUGCAUCCAUGUGCGGCCGCAAGAAAAAUGAUGUCCACAAGGCAGAAAGACCAUCUGGAGCGGACGGCCACCAACCACAGGCAAACAGCCCUCUUCCCAGCAAAGGUGUGUGGGAUCACAGAGGAGUCGGAUACGGUGAGACGCCUCCGUCUGGCUGUCUCCGAUCCCAAAUUCACCUUUAAAGCUGGACAGUGGGUGGACUUCUUCAUCCCAGACCUUGCCACUGUCGGGGGGUUCUCCAUCUGUUCCAGCCCUGGCCUCCUACGAAGGGAGGGAGUGAUUGAGCUUGCUGUCAAGUACAGCCAGCAUCCUCCUGCGCACUGGAUUCACAGAGAGUGCCGUGUGGAUUCAGAGGUGGCCCUCAGGGUGGGUGGAGACUUCUUCUUCGACCCGCAGCCCUUAGACCGGCCAGUUGACCUGCUCUUAUUGGCCGGUGGGGUAGGGAUCAACCCACUCUUCUCCAUCCUGCUGCAUGCAGCUGACCUGCUCCGUGAACACAGUGCCAAUGGCGCCCCCUACCGGCCUGGCAGCAUUCGUCUCUGCUAUAGCGCCCGGAGCGUGCAUGAGCUGCUCUUCAAGAGCACCAUCUUGGACUUGUGUCAGGAGUUCCCGGGAACGAUAUCCUGUGACUUCUUCGCGACAAGGCAGAGCGACACCGUCCAGCCGCACCUCGGACAGCACGUAAGAGAGGGUAGGAUAACGGAGCAGGUUCUCAAGGACCACCUGGAGAGAAAGGACCCCCAGUGCUACCUCUGUGGGCCGCCCCCCAUGAUCAACAGUAUCUCAGACCGGCUGCUGCACCUCGGCCUGCCCCAGGACAGGAUCCACUUUGAGAAGUGGUGGUAGCUCUGGCCAGCCUGCCAGCCAGGCUCCGCCCCCACCGUCCCCAGGGGCUCCACGCGGCGCCGCGUCGGCUGCCUUGUGUUUGAACCGAGCGUGCUUGCGCCACCAGCGGGUCCGCCCGUGUAUCGCGGGGGUGCGGCUGGACGCCUCCCCACCAGCCGUUACGGAAAACGCACAGCUUGAAGGGACUCAUGCCAGAAUUUUUUUUUUUUUUUAAUUAAAUUCUUGUUGCAGCACUAUUUCCAUGUAAAGUAUGUAAUUCGUCCUUUGAAAAUGAGUUUUUGGGCCGUUAGACAGGAAAUUACCUCAUAUAAAACUGCGGUUUGCAUCACAUUUGAGUGAACAGACUUAAUAUAAAUGAAUAUUAUAUUCAGUUUAUUAUUUGAAUGCUUAUCUGUACCAUUUUAUUAAAAAAUGUAUUUCAGCAACUAGUGUUGCUCUGUUGGUAGAUGCUGGGUAAUUUGAUGACUUUGAGUUAAUAUUACCGGGGAGUUUGAAAGAUGCAUCUGUUGUUUACUGACGUUCGGGAUUAUUUUAGAAAAACAUUUAAAAAUGUGACAACUUGAAGACUCAAAAGUGCAAACUGCAAAGGUGAUGAUGGCAGAUGGGGCAAACUAAAUAUCCCUUCAAAUGUCCUGCUCUGAUGCAUACUGCUUUCCUUCGGGGAAGUUGUUUGCGUGACACCUUUACCCAGUUAACCCACUUCUGUUUGAGCUGGCACUUGCAGUCGCUCAGCUUCCUGUGAACAGUACAGCCAUCCACCGUCCUAUAGGCAGAGACGUUAAUAUCAGCCCUCCGACACACUGCGUUUUGGUCCUGCAUCACAUCAUCGUUUUAUAAUAAUAUCUUUCUUUACAUUGAAUAAAGGUCACAGAAUGUUGUUCUAGGUAUUUAAAAAGGUCAUAUUUCCUUUUAAUUCUCUUAUCUUUUGUUUUAGAACAGAAGGCAGGAAGUGUUCAGAUAUUUGAGGUGAUUAAUUAAAAGACUGAGUCAUCAGAUCGUGCGUA
Messenger RNA from Paramormyrops kingsleyae, 2044 nucleotides. RefSeq names its product oxidoreductase NAD-binding domain containing 1 (gene oxnad1). The record is from RefSeq and is a predicted model, not a curated record. Gene Ontology annotation, cellular component: mitochondrion. Gene Ontology annotation, molecular function: oxidoreductase activity. NCBI's taxonomy places the organism in Eukaryota, Metazoa, Chordata, Actinopteri, Osteoglossiformes, Mormyridae.